Scleropages formosus (Asian bonytongue) is the source of this 1654-nucleotide messenger RNA. It is a transcript of the gene khdrbs3, whose product is annotated as KH domain containing, RNA binding, signal transduction associated 3. NCBI's taxonomy places the organism in Eukaryota, Metazoa, Chordata, Actinopteri, Osteoglossiformes, Osteoglossidae. The record is from RefSeq and is a predicted model, not a curated record. Gene Ontology annotation, cellular component: nucleus. Gene Ontology annotation, molecular function: mRNA binding. Gene Ontology annotation, biological process: regulation of alternative mRNA splicing, via spliceosome. The transcript is spliced from 9 exons. Bases 304 to 1323 code for a protein of 339 amino acids.
GUAAGUGGAGCGCUGCGGCGGACACCCCUCCGAUGGGAUAGAGGAAUUCUCCCGCUCAAGGACCUUCCCGAAGCUCCUCGCCGCAAUCACCACACAUUUACUAUGUUGUAGUUUUGGAGCCCAAUGAAAAUACUGUUUUUGUUUUUUAAUUUUGAAAUCAGUUGUUGACAUUAUAUUGUUUCUUGGUGGUACGUACUCUGGCUCCUGGGAUAAGGCGGAAUUUACACGCACAAAAGAAAACACGUAUUUUUUUACUUCGACACUCUUAUUCUCAGCCUCUUUUUUUUUUGUGUGUGGCGCGAAAUGGAUAGCGAAAAGUACUUGCCGGAGCUGAUGGCUGAGAAGGAUUCUCUGGACCCCUCUUUCCAGCAUUCUUUACGCCUCCUGGAUCAAGAGAUUGACAAAAUUCAGAAAGAUGAAGGAAAGGAAGACGAGAAGUUCAUCGACGUCGUCAUCAACAAGAACAUGAAACUGGGACAGAAAGUGUUAAUACCUGUCAAACAGUUCCCAAAAUUUAACUUUGUUGGCAAACUGCUUGGGCCCCGAGGUAACUCAUUGAAGAGGCUACAGGAAGACACGCUCACAAAGAUGUCAAUCCUUGGAAAAGGAUCCAUGAGAGACAAAGAAAAGGAGGAGGAGUUGAGGAAGAGUGGAGAAGCCAAGUACCAGCAUCUGAAUGAGGACCUCCAUGUGCUCAUUGAAGUGUUCGCCCCACCUGCGGAGGCCUAUGCCCGAAUGGGCCACGCUCUUGAGGAGAUCAAGAAGUUCCUCAUCCCUGAUUACAAUGAUGAGAUCAGACAGGCGCAGCUGCAGGAGCUCACCUACCUGAAUGGGGGCUCUGAGGAUGCCAAGGUGCCGGCCGUGAGGGGAAAGCCGGCGGCGCGGGGACGAGGAACGCCCAGGAGUCGCGGAGGUGUGCCCCCUCCGCAGGCUGCUGUCCCCCGUGGCGCUGCCCCAAGGGGAGCCCCGCUGAGCCGCGUGCCCACCACCAGGGGCAGAGGGGUGCCCACCCAGAGGGCAAGAGGGGCACCGCCACCAGCCGGGUACCGGCCUCCUCCUUCCAUCAUCCAGGACACGUAUGGAGAAUAUGAAUACGACGACGGCUACGGGACAGCUUACGAUGACCAGGGCUAUGACUCCUAUGACAACAACUACAAUAAUCAAGGACAAAACUCAGAGGACUAUUAUGAAUAUGGACACGGAAUAAGCGACGACUCCUAUGAUUCAUAUGGCCAGGAGGAGUGGAGCAACAGUCGACACAAAGCCCCACCGGCAAGAACGACCAAGGGAGCGUACCGGGAGCAGCCGUACUCCAGAUACUGAACUGCUAAUAACACGUCCCCCUAAGUCCCCUUGUCAUUCCAAGUAAUGGAUUUUCUAUUGAACAACCCCUCCUUUUGGAAUAAAACCAACAAAAAACAAAAUCUAAAAAAAAAAAAAUGUGGAUAAAAGAAGGGAGAUGGUGAAAAGGCCGAGAUUUACUUGUAAAACUUGUUUAAAAAAAUCCACUGGACAAUAUACAUAAAAUAAAUACAUUACAUAUGUAACGGCAUCAUCUUCUGGAAAUACUCCAGCUUGUAAAAUAGGUAAACUAUCCAUAUUUAUAAACUUGUAUUCAACAUGAAUGAAGCCGUUAUGCUCAAUAGAGGUUCUU